Hemiscyllium ocellatum (epaulette shark) is the source of this 3974-nucleotide messenger RNA. RefSeq names its product SVOP-like (gene svopl). The coding region runs from base 185 to 1663 and encodes 492 amino acids. Gene Ontology annotation, biological process: transmembrane transport. The record is from RefSeq and is a predicted model, not a curated record. Gene Ontology annotation, molecular function: transmembrane transporter activity. The transcript is spliced from 16 exons. Lineage: Eukaryota; Metazoa; Chordata; Chondrichthyes; Orectolobiformes; Hemiscylliidae. Gene Ontology annotation, cellular component: membrane.
AGUUGUGCAAUCACGGAACAUAUACUCUUAGCAACAACAAGCUUCCAUUCUCUAUAUUUGAAAGAACAAACGCAGUGAUGUCCCUUUCCUGGGAUAACUGAAAGAUCCUGUUUUGCUGGAAAAAUUGAGUGAACAUUCACUAAUUCCUCCAAAGGAGCCUGCAAUUCCAUUCCUAUAAAGCAAGAUGACAGCCAGAAAAUCAGCAGUGAUCAAUUAUAUUCAUCUGGAUGAAUCCUGCACAGUCUCAUUUCGAAAAGCCCCCAGGAAAACCUACACAGUGGAGGAAGCGGUGGAAACCAUUGGAUUUGGGCGAUUCCAUGUUUUGCUGGUCUCAAUCAUGGGGAGCACCAGUGUGGCUGAAGCAAUGGAGAUCAUGCUAUUGGCAGUCAUUUCCCCGGUCAUUCGUUGUGAAUGGCGCCUGGAAGAAUGGCAGGUUGCCAUGGUUACAACUAUGGUGUUUCUGGGCUUCAUGUCAUGCAGUUGGAUUUGGGGUUACCUGGCCGACAGGUAUGGACGUUGGAAGAUUCUUCUGCUCGUCACUGUCUGGAGUUCCUAUUACUCAGGCUUGACUUCCUUUGCACAUACCUAUGGCUGGUUUGUCUUCCUCCGUUCCAUGGUUGGAUGUGGAGUGGCUGGUCAUUCACAAGGAUUUAUUAUCAUGACUGAGUUCAUGCCGUCCAAAUAUCGAGGUCGUAUUUUGCCUCUGGGACAGUUCUUCUGGCUAUUGGGCUCCAUAAUAGAGAUCCUGCUGGCAUACCUAAUUAUCCCGACUUUGGGCUGGCGUUGGCUUGUGCGUAUCUCCACCAUACCAAGUAUCAUUCUGUUGGUGGUAUUUAAGUGUAUUCCAGAAUCAGCCCGAUAUAAUGUCUCUGUGGGGAAAUCUCAGUUUGCCACCAAAACCCUGACUUACAUAGCAAGAAUGAAUCAAUCCUGCCUUCCUCAGGGCUCUUUGCUGGACUCUGAAACGCCAAUCAGGGGAAGAAUGUCCGACUUGUUGGGUAUAGAAUUCAGACGCACAACCCUACAGUCCUGGUUCAUCUGGUUGGGAACAGCAUUUGCUUAUUAUGGACUGGUUCUAACCAGCUCAGAGCUAUUGGAAAACAAUCCAGUCUGUGGCGGUGAGGGAGCUAACAAAGGACCAGAUGUGGUUAAUACUUUGGAAACCUGCCAUUGUAAGAUGUUCGAAUCUGCAGACUACCAGACCAUGAUCAUCAGCACUUUAGGAGAAUUCAUGUUUAUUCCAUUUAGCCCUUUUAUUAUUGAGUCUUUGGGAAGACGUCGCAGUUUGGCACUCACUAUGGCGGCCUCUGGGAUCUUUUUCCUCCUCCUUAACAUCUGCAGCAGCAGGUCUGUGUUGACCACUUUACUUUUUAUUCUCCGAGCCCUUGUGUCUGCAAAUUUCACCAUCAUCUAUAUCUACACUGCAGAGGUGUAUCCCACAACUAUCCGUUCUUUAGGGUUAGGUUCUUGUAGUUCAAUGGCUCGUAUUGGGGCAAUGAUCGCACCAUUUGUAGCCCAGGUCCUGCUGGGCACAUGGCCUAUAACAGCUCUAUGCCUCUUUAGUGCUGUGUGCAUCAUUUGUUCUAUUUUGGCCUUUACUCUUCCCAUUGAGACUCAGGGACGUGCAAUGCAGGAGAUCAAUCCAUCCACAUCCAGUAUUUAAAAUUCAGUCAUGGAAUUAAUAUUUGACCAAGCAGAGGGAUCCGAAUUUCUAUCCUCUAAACCUUUGCAGUACCAUCACAAAUGAGUUAUCGAGGUGUUUGUUGAUCUCUCUGCGUUGGAUGAUAUUAUUUCCUUUCCUCUGAGGACCAUAUCUUGCUUUCCUCGUGCAUUAUUUUUUUCUGUAAGUGUAUCUCAUUGUCUCACAUCCAUCAAACAUCCACCACACAUGGCCUUUGACUGAGGAAGGAGGUUUAGAAAGGCUGAACUUUGAGAGGAUCUUGUUCUACUGUCUGUACUUAGGAAUAAACUCUGUGGCACAAAAUGUGAUAUGAAGUAAUAUGAUGAAGAAAAAUUGCCAAUUUAUUUUUGUUGCCACCUCAAGUGCACCAGGACUUUCCUGCACUGGUCACUGACAAAAGACGAACAUCUUUUGAAGCAUUGAACACCACUUUAAAAACAAAGACCAUCUCUUCCUGUGAGAAACCUGUUGUGCUCUGAUCUGAAGGAGCUCUCAGGUCUUGACAGUAUCUUGCCCUGGAAAUGUGAAUGUCUCUUAUCCCGAAGCAAGUUGAUACAUCAAACUAUCUCCCCACUCCUGGACUUUGUUGAAAUUGUGAAAAUGACCUUUGGUGCUUGAUCUGUUGUCAAAAAUAUGAUAAUUAUCAUCAUAGUCUUCAGUACAAAAUGAAUUCCGCGCUGGCCAGCUUGUCGUGUUGUGCAUAUCUGUUCUUGAACACUUUAACAUAAUCGUUACUGUGCAAACAUGCUUCAUUUUACUGAUAAUGUUGCUUCCUUCCUUUAUCCUUCAUGUUCCUCCUAAGCUCCAAAUACUUUGUCUUACUCGUUCUGCUCCUUGAAUCCUUGUUAAGUUGAAUUCCAGAUGUUAUUACAGUAAUCCUUUCAAUUGACCUCAAAACUGUGAAACCAUCUUACUUCCUUGGGUCUGUCAUUCCUCUGAACAGCUCUUUAACUCAAACUUGGAGUCACAAAUUGCUACUUGCAUUGAUUCAAUUCACCUACGCCAGGCUGCUUUUAGACUCAGUGUCACCUUACAAAGGGACUCAGUUCUUCCCCAGGAGUUCUUAAUAAAAAAGGACCUGUACACACCCAAACUGAGUCAAGUUACCAGAGCAGUAUAUCACCACUUUAGUCAGGCUGUCUGAGGUUUAUACAGUGAUUUUGAAUGCUAAGCUUACACUGUUAAUGUCAGAAUUCGACAUAAAAGGAGUAUCAUAAAGGUGUCAUUGGGCUGAUUCACUGGUUCACAUGCCUGUUGCAAUAUAGCACUUGCAAAGAACACUAACCCGCACUCACAGGCAUCUGCGCCUUCAUUUUCCAUCCAACACUGACAACAACCAGUAAGGUAAUUAACAGGAGCAUCAGAAGCUGAAAGUCCAUAAUGUAACUAAUGGGCAAAUCUAUCGAGAAAUCAGCCCUUAAUGUCAGUACUUUGGAGUUAAUGGGCAAAAACCAGUUUUGUGGUCAAUUAUCUUGCCCUCUACCUCCUGCUAACCACACAGCAGAAUUAUAAUGCAGUUAUUCACUAAUUGUCACAUCAACAUCUAACAAUUAGAGUGCAAUAGAUCUGGACAGAGGCAGGGAAAUUCCAUUAGUGCCAUGAUAGUAUCCCUAUCUCGGAGCUAGGAGGCUUGAGUUCAAGUCCCAUCUGCAUCAAUGUGGGUGAUAACACACAUUAUGGGUAACAUGGUGGCUCAGUGAUUAGCACUGCUGCCUCACAGUGCCAGGGACCUGGGUUCGAUUCCAGCCUCGGGCAACAGUCUGUGUGGAGUUUGCACAUUCUCCCCAUGUCUCUGUGGGUUUCCUCAGGAUGCUCGGUUUCCUUCCACAAUCCAAAGAUGUGCGGGUUAGGUGAAUUGGCCAUGCUAAAUUGCCCAUAGUGUUCAGCGGUGUAUAGGUUAUGUGCAUUAGUCAGGGGAAAUAAUGAGUAAUAGGGUAGAGAAAUGUGUCUGGGUGGGAUACUAUUCAGAGGAUCAGUGUGGACUUGUUGGGCCAAAUAACCUACAACCACAAUGUAGAGAUUCUGUGAUUCCUGAGCAAGUUGAUUAGAAAAUAUCUAGAGCUGAACAGGUGAGGAAAAUCCCAGUCCUUGUUCUACAGUCACUAGUUCCUCCCAAACAAGAUAUACUUACUAUACAAUGAAAACAUCAUGCAGUUGCUAACAAGUAAUUGAAAGUUAAAAGCUGCAUCUGCUUUUCAUUUGAAGAAUAUUCUGCUAAUUUGAUCAUGUUGAAGGCGAUUUGGAUACUUUUUUGUGAUUACAUUGCAAUAAACUUUUGAUAUUUGCAGACAAA